AUGAUGAUGGACGACGAUGAGCCUACCGCAAUUGUGAUGGACAACGGAUCCGGCAUGUGCAAAGCCGGUUUCGCCGGUGACGAUGCUCCACGAGCCGUGUUCCCUUCUCUCGUCGGUCGCCCUCGGCAUCAGGGAGUCAUGGUCGGUCUGGGCCAAAAGGACACGUACGUCGGAGACGAGGCGCAAUCCAAGCGAGGUAUUCUCACCCUCCGGUACCCGAUCGAGCACGGAAUCGUCACCAACUGGGACGACAUGGAGAAGAUCUGGCACCACACCUUCUACAACGAGCUACGAGUCGCGCCAGAGGAACACCCUUCUCUUUUGACCGAAGCGCCGCUCAAUCCAAAGGCAAAUCGAGAAAAGAUGACUCAAAUCAUGUUCGAGACUUUCAACGUCCCAGCCAUGUACGUCGCAAUUCAGGCUGUUCUCUCUCUCUACGCUUCUGGUCGAACAACUGGCAUCGUCAUGGAUUCCGGCGAUGGAGUCAGCCACACUGUCCCGAUCUACGAAGGAUACGCUCUUCCCCACGCCAUUCUUCGUCUCGAUCUCGCUGGUCGAGAUUUGACCGACUACUUGAUGAAGAUUUUGACCGAGCGAGGAUACUCCUUCACGACCACUGCUGAGCGCGAAAUCGUCCGAGACAUCAAAGAGAAUCUCUGCUAUGUCGCCUUGGAUUUCGAUCAAGAAAUGGCAACUGCUAAAUCUUCCUCUGCUCUCGAAAAGUCAUACGAGCUUCCUGAUGGUCAGAUGAUCACAAUCGGCAACGAGCGAUUCCGAUGCCCCGAGGCGAUGUUCCAGCCAUCUCAUAUCGGCAUGGAAUCAGCUGGUAUCCACGAAACCACUUACAACUCCAUCAUGAAGUGCGACGUCGACAUCCGAAAAGAUCUCUACGCCAACACCGUCCUCUCCGGCGGCAGCACGAUGUACGACGGAAUCGCCGAUCGAAUGAAUAAGGAAAUCACCACCCUUGCGCCCUCUUCGAUGAAAAUUAAAAUCAUCGCCCCUCCUGAGCGAAAAUACUCUGUCUGGAUCGGUGGCUCGAUUCUCGCCUCCCUCUCGACUUUCCAGCAGAUGUGGAUCUCGAAGCAGGAGUAUGACGAGUCCGGACCAAGCAUCGUCCACCGAAAAUGCUUCUAA
Messenger RNA from Oikopleura dioica, 1137 nucleotides. Lineage: Eukaryota; Metazoa; Chordata; Appendicularia; Copelata; Oikopleuridae. The record is from the annotation of a GenBank genome assembly.